This is a messenger RNA of Nicotiana tabacum (common tobacco), 1325 nucleotides long. RefSeq names its product putative late blight resistance protein homolog R1B-16. The record is from RefSeq and is a predicted model, not a curated record. Gene Ontology annotation, biological process: defense response to other organism. Gene Ontology annotation, molecular function: ADP binding. NCBI's taxonomy places the organism in Eukaryota, Viridiplantae, Streptophyta, Magnoliopsida, Solanales, Solanaceae.
AUGGAAUUUGAAGAACUAGUGGGAUUUCGUGAAUAUGUAAAUGUUAUGAUUCGCCAAUUGGUGCGCGAGCCUAGAGACCUGGACGUUAUCUCGAUUGUUGGAAUGGCUGGACAAGGAAAAACAGCUUUGACUAGAAAGGUAUACAAUAAUCAUUAUAUUGUUGAUCACUUUGAUGUUCGAGCAUGGUGCUCCAUUUCAAAAAUAUAUAAUCGGAGAAAGUUGUGGCUUGAUAUUCUAAAACAAAUUAAGGGUGAUAAGCGUGAUACUGUAGAUGAUGACUAUAGCAUAGCUGACAUGUUGCGCAAAAGUCUAUAUGGAAGGAGAUAUCUCAUCAUAUUGGAUGACAUAUGGGAAGUCAGGGCAUGGGAUGACUUGCGAUUAUGUUUCCCUAAUACAGAAAAUGGAAGUAGAAUAAUGGUAACAACUCGAGAUGUACAUGUGGCUAUGCAUAUUAAGCACCAUAGUGAUCCUUGUUUGCUUCCAUUUCUAAAGGACGAAGAGAGUUGGGAAUUAUUGCAGAAGAAAGUAUUUCAAGGAGAAAGCUGUCCUUUGGAGCUACUCAAUGUAGGACCACUAGUUGCAAAAAAAUGUAACGGAUUUCCUAUUCUGAUCAUCAUGAUUGCUGGAAUUCUCUCUAGAAAGAAAGAGGACCCGUCUUUCUGGCUUGAGGUUGCAUAUGAUAUAAGUUCUCAUGCUUCUGUAGAGGACAGCAUGAAGAUGAUACAAUCAAGUUAUGACCAAUUAGAGGACCAUUUGAAGCCUUGCCUUCUGUACAUGGGAUUGUUUCCUAAAGGUUAUGAAAUUCCAGUGUCUGAUCUGCUGAAGUGGUGGAUAGCUGAGGAGUUUGUGCUAGAAGAAACAUCAAACAGUUGCUUGAAUGAUCUUGUUAGAAGAAACCUAGUAAUGGUUUCUAAAAGAAGAGCUAAUGGUGAAAUGAAAUACUGCAUAGUUCUUGAUCAAGUGCGUGAGUUCUGCUUGAGAAAAAUUAAAGAAGAAAAGUUCAUUGAGUCCAUAGUGCCGUAUAAUUCAUGUCAACCUGUAGAUUCGGAUGUACAAAGGUUAUGCAUGUAUAUACAUGACACUAUGAAAACUGAUUACAAGGAAAGGGAAUCUUUUGAACAACGUCAAAUGCCACUGGAGUUCAUUGCUCAUCCGAAAUUCGGUAUAUCAGGCCGUAAGAAUCUGUUCCCUCUGCUGAAUAACUUAAGACUUAUUCGGGUGUUGCAUUUAUUGGAUAUCUACUUGGAAAAUUCUUGGGCUACUGCAUUUCAAUCACUGACUCAGUUGAGGUUCCUUGCAAUUUUUGUCAAAGCAUUUGAUUUCAA